CUCUCAGCCGCUAUGUCGGAAGAGGACAAGAAGGUCGACACCGAGAAGGAGGAGGAGGAAGAGGAGCUCGACUGCAGCCACCCGGAUGUCCUGAACAAGUACCAGUUUGCUGGGAACACGGCAAAUGCGGCUAUCCGUGCUGUUGCCGCCGAGUGCAAGGCUGGCAAGAGCAUCGCAGAGCUCUGCGAGCUUGGUGACAACAUCAUCAACGAGAAGCUCGCCUCGGUGUACAAGGGGAAGAAGAUCGAGAAGGGAAUCGCCUUCCCCACCUGCAUCUCCUUGAACAACUGCUGUGGCCACUACUCUCCUCUCAAGGAAGAUAGCAUCGAGCUCAAGGAAGGCGACGUUGCCAAGAUCGAUCUCGGCGUUCAUGUCGAUGGCUACGUCGCUCUCGUCGCCACCACUAUCGUUGUUGGACAGACUGAGGUGACCGGACGUGCUGCGGAUGCCAUCAUGGCGGCCAAGACUGCAGGAGACGUCAUCAUUCGCAUGUUGAAACCAGGAAACAAGAACCACGCCAUCACUUCCAUGGUGGAGAAGGCGGUCGCUUCCUUCGGCUGCCAUGCUGUCGACGGCGUUGUGUCUCAUCAGAUUAAGCGCUUCACCACUGACGGCACCAAGGUGAUCACCAACAAGAACGUGCCUGGUCACAACAUCGAAGAGUGCACCUUCGAGCAGAAUGAGGCCUAUGCCGUCGACGUCGUUGUUUCUACCGGCGAGGGCAAGUGCAGAGAGCUUGACACCAAGUGCACUGUGUUUAAGCGUGCACCUGAUGCCAAGUACAACCUCAAGAUGAAGACUGCCCGUGAGGCCUUGUUCAAGAUCGAGAAAUCUCAUCCUAAGAUGCCCUUCUCUCUCCGUGAGAUCGAUGACACGCGCACCAGACUUGGUAUCACCGAGUGCGUGAGGCACGAGCUGCUUCAGCCACACCCAGUUUUGUACGAGAAGGACGGAGAGAUCGUGGCUCAGAUCAAGUUCUGCGUCCUCCUCAUGGCCAACGGGCCCGUCAAGAUCACUGGCUCCGACUUGCCUGAGCUGAACGCGAAGUCUGACAAGCAAGUGGAGGACGAGGAGCUCAUCGAGGUCCUCAAACAGUCCAUCAAGAAGAAGAAGAAGUCAAACAAGAAGAAGGAGGAGGAGGGCAACUAGGCCUUUGAUACGCUGCUAGGUUAUUGAUUUCGCGCUUGAUUAAACGGAACUGCAUCUUA
This is a messenger RNA of Guillardia theta CCMP2712, 1208 nucleotides long. RefSeq lists its product as hypothetical. The record is from RefSeq and is a predicted model, not a curated record. The transcript has 6 exons. NCBI's taxonomy places the organism in Eukaryota, Cryptophyceae, Pyrenomonadales, Geminigeraceae. The coding region runs from base 13 to 1149 and encodes 378 amino acids.